Molecule: messenger RNA, 3183 nt
Organism: Peronospora matthiolae
Lineage: Eukaryota; Oomycota; Peronosporomycetes; Peronosporales; Peronosporaceae
Source: the annotation of a GenBank genome assembly
AUGAGCCACGAAGAGCUCUUGGCACACCAGCUCGACCUGCACCACAAGAUCCAGCAGCAAAUGCAGAUGCAGAUGGAGAUGAGCAUGCAACUGGGCGCGCGCCAGUCGCUGGCCAAGGUCGAGCCAGACCUCGGGGACAAUGUCUUUGACAUGCUGGACGACCUGAUUAUGAUUCCGUCCGGCGCCAUUGCGUCGACUGAGCGCGGCUCGCUGUCGAAAAAAGCUGGGGGAGGUGGCAGUGGUGACGAGGACGACGAGGACGGAGCAAUGGGUGCGGAUCCGGACGCCAGUGACAAGCGCAUGUCCAGCUCAAUGGGCUCGGGCAGUGUCAGUAGCAGUCGCGACAGUCUCGCAGAUAUCCUCGAGUCGCUGGACAUGGACCUGGAUGUUGACGACGACCGGGACCGGGAUGAUGAUAACGACGAUACGCUCUCGUGUGGCAGUGGACGCUCGAAAACUUCGGGUGGGGGAGGGAGCAGCGGGACGCUGGAUGAAGCGGACCUGGAUGACCUUCGCCAUGAACUGGACAACCUUGACCUGGACUCAGAUGUACACUAUGGCUCGGAUCAGGGCGGCUCGAUGAUGGACAAGGGGGACGAGAUGAAUGAACGGGCCCCACCGGCUGCUGAAGAAGAGUUUGUGCACUUGCGCCGCUCGUCGCUGGAUUUGCUGGCGUCAAUGAGAAGCAGUACAGCAGGUAUGAUGACGCACAAUGCAACGGGCAAUAUGUGUACGUUGGUAUGGGAAGGAGGAUUGCUCGGCCUGCGGCUGCGGCAUUCGCAGUCGCAAUUGGUGCCGGCUGUGUCCAAGAUUAUGGGAAAGAGCUCGAUUUUCGGCAUCCAUCUUGUCGAUGUGGGCGACUUGUUGUUGCAAAUCGGACAUCGAAACACGCAAGAGAUGGAAUUCGACGAAGCGAUCCAGUACUUGAAAGAGGUUGCGAAACCAUGUCAACUUGUUUUCCGACGGUUAAUGGCUGACCCGAUGGCAGUGAAGCCAGUGCAACCGAAGGUGACGAGUACGAUUGGCUUGAAGCUUGCCGCCAAGUUUGAAGAACUGACGGCAGCAGAGAAUGAAAAGUACCCACCGCAACCAGCUGUCAAGCUCGAGUCCAAGUACGAGAUCAAGUGGCUUGAUGGACCGCUUGGGAUUAGUCUGAUUGCAAGUAAAGACAUACCAUACCCUCUUGUGACGCGCAUUACGGGAAAGAACCGCUCGCCACAGGUCCAGGACGUUCAGCCAGGGCACUAUCUGGUACAGAUUGGCAAUUACAGCACCACAGAUGGAAAUUUUAACACAGCGAUCAAGUUCUUGCAAAAGGUGCAAAAGCCAGUGUCGCUAUUUUUUUGCCCGGGCAACAAGAAGGUGUCGUCUCGACCGGACCCUGCCGAUGAUGAGUAUGACCACAUUUGGGAAAAGAAGCAGCCACUAUGCUUUACUGUUCGACCGAGUGCUGCCGGUCACAUGGUUGUAGCAGACCUGGGCAGUGCUAAAUCCAUCAAGGUGAAGAUUAAGGGUGCACCGAAUAAUGUGGCAGCGUUUGUGAGCUCAGGCGACCGCAUUGUGUGGAUUAAUGACGAAAGCGUGAGAGACCUGACAUUCCACGAAUCUUUGCUCAAGCUACGCACAGCCAAGCGUCCAUUAGUCAUUCGGUUCAAGAAGGGCUCUCCCGAAAACGCGAUCGCUGGUUUGACGUCCGCCAGCAUACAUUCCGCGUCCAAGUUCACAGCUUCGACUUCGUCACUGGCAUCCUCUUCAACGUCUGUAUCUUCAUCGAUAUCUUCCGCCUCGUCGUCGGUGUCUCUUUCUUCGACUUUGUCGUCUACGGCGAGAGAAAGUGAAACGCCUGCGGCCGAGACAUCGCCUCCCAAGGCUGUGCAGCCACCAGCAGUUCCGCCUCCUCCGCGAAGCUUCAUGAAUCCGCUCAAAAAGAUGAGCAUAGCCCUCGGCAGUCACUCUAAAGAGAACGCUCAUACUGUUUCCAGCGCGAAAAUGGCGAACGAGCACAGGAAGUACCAGGAUAGGCAGGCACAUCCACCGCCAUCGCAGCAAGUGCAGCAUCAACAGCAGCAGGUGCAGCAUCAACAACAUCAGCAGGUGCAGCGUCAACAUCAGCAGGUGCAGCAUCAACAGCAUUCAUCACAGCUGCAUCCGCAUGCAGCACCGGAAGUUUCUCAAAGCAGGUAUCGAGGCCACGCUGAUCAGGAAGCAAAACGAUCAGCUCAUGACGUGAGACAGCCGAAUGCGUCAUCAUGUAAUGCACCGCGAAUCUCGCCACAUGGUUCAAGAGGAGGAGGAGGAUACCACACGACUGGGCCUGAUGUACCCGCGACCAAGGACCCGUCUCCUCGGUCGACGCCUGGUCUAGACCACACUAGUGGAAUCCGAAACGACACGCACCAACGCACCGCAGAUACACACAAUAAAGCGCGCAACUUGGAGCAGGGACUGCGCAAGUCGCCACUGGCAAAGUCUUCUAACGAUCCGAUUGAUAACGACACGCCAUUGAAACCGCUUUCGCAGGGCGAUCAUCAUCCCGGUUCCUUGCUUCAUGUACUUAGCAGUGAAGCCAGCAGUUCAAUGGAAAAGGAAUUGGCGAUGGAUAACGACGUGUACGAGGUCGUGUGGCCUGAGGGCACGGCUCUCGGUUUGACGCUGCGAGUGCAUCCGACGACAAGAUUCCCUGUGGUGGCUCGCGUGACUGGCACGAGCAAUCUCAAGAACAUCGAGCAUGUAUCACCUGGAGACAUUUUGUUUGCAGCCAACAAUAUGAACAUCGUACCGCAGCCGAAGUUUAAGCAGACACUAGAGAACUUGUCGCGCUUGCCGAAGCCAGCAGUUUUGCGCUUUCGGCGUUCAUCCGCUGCGGCAUAUGCGGCAGUACGAGCGGAGGAGACGGAUCAAACACUGUUGCGUGGCCCGCCAUUGAAGGACCGCGAGUAUGAGCUCAUUUGGCGAGAGAAUGCCAAUCUCGGGCUUGUGUUUAGUUCGGAUGCCGAUGUCCCCAAGGUGACGAAGGUGGACAUGGACUCUGGUGGGCCCAUGCUGCACAAGGUGUCGGUUGGAGACGUAUUGACGUGGAUUGGGCCCAUGGAGAUCAGCGGGUCCUCUUUUCACUCGUCGAUGGCGACAUUGCGUGCUGUCAAGCGGCCUGUUGUGCUGCGCUUUUACAAACGUCGAACAUGA